UAUAUUUAUGGUUAAUAUUAUUUAAUAUAUAUAAUUAUAUAGAAAAAAAUUUUUUUAUAAUAAUAUCAAGUUUAUAUAACAUAAAGAGUUAGAGAUAUGUUUUUAAAUGCAUUAUUUUAAAAAUAGAAUAAACAAUAUGCAAAUUUAUAUAAUUGCUGAUAAAUAGUAACAACUAUUAGUAACAAUAUAAUUUUUCUUAAGUAUGAUUCCUUUUUCACUAUCUAAUGUGCCAAAAUGAAUCUUGUCAUUUUCUUAAUACUAAAUUUGUUCAGUAAAUAACUUUACAAUGCUGUAGAGCAUUACUGUAAACUUAUAUACACGAAUACAAGAUUAUAUAUAGCCUAUUAAAAUUUUGUUUAUUAUAUAAAUUCUUUAUCAUAUAAAUUAAUUGUAUGUUAUCAUAAUUACCAUAUUUUAAUACAAAUUUUAUUUAUAUAAUUAACAAAAUAUGCAUAUUUAUACAUAUUUAUGUACAUAAUAGGUAUAUUAACAUUGUAAAAUAAUGAAAAAAACAAUGUCUAAACAUGUGGUGAUAAUAUUAUAUUAUUACAAGAAGAAGAGUACAAAACAAUUACUAAUUGAAUAUUAAAUCAUUUAUUACAUACUUUAACUGCAUAUAAUUUGCAGUUAACCAAAUAUGUAAGUACGAAUAUGUAAAAUGUAUAAUAUUGUUGUUAUUAAUAUGAUUUUAUAUUGAUAAAAUGGUAAUUAUGUGAAAUAAAAAUAUUGUAAAAUACAAAUAAUGUGUUUUAUUAUGGUAUAUAAAAUUGAAUAAACUAGUAUUUAUUUCUUUACAAAAAUAAUAAUAAACAAAACUACAUUUACAAAUACAUAUGUAUAAAUCUAAUGUAAGAGCCAUCUAUUGUUUGAGGUCAAUGAUACUUCACAGUAACUAUAGUAACAAUAUCAAACAAAUUGAUGAUAAAGACUAUGAUAGAUGAGAAUUUUUUUUAUACAACUAGCCAAUAUAUAUAUUAUUCCAUUCAUAAUCAAAACUAAUAUGAUACAUACAAUACAAUCUAGAAUAAUACAAAUUAUAUAUACAAUUAUCUAUAUUACUGUUUAUUAUGAUAUAUAACAUUUAUAACGUUGUUUAUUUUGCUUUUUUGGUAUUAUGUGUAUAAAAUAAUGUAUAUGAUCUAUUUCAUGGAAUUAAAAAUACAGUGAAAAAUUAUGAACUGGAUCAAAUGAAAUUUUAAUAUCAAUUUUCAAAUAAAUGAUUUAUUUUAAUACAAGGCGAUACAUUUUGUAGAAAAUGGAUCAAAGUGAAAGUAAUAUUACAAAAAACAAUACAGUUUUAUCUACUAAUAUAUUAAAACAGUUACCAUCAUGGUUGAUAGAAAUGAAUGAGAAUGUAAAAAAAUUAAAUAUAAUUGAUCAUUAUAAAACAUUGCAAAUAGAAAAACAUUCAAUUCACGAAGAGCAUCCAUUUGAACAAACUCUUUUAGAAGAUGAAAUAUCUUCUUUAAAGGAAGAAAUUGAUAAUUUAUAUGGGCAGUCUUGCAAACCAUUUUUUACAUUAAACAAGAUAAAAGAUAUUGAUGGUGACAUUUUAUUACAAUCAUGCACUAGUAAAUCUCUCUCUAAUACUUCCAAUCAUGAGAAGAUAAAUAUCAAGAAUACUUCAACUCAUGUUCUUUCUGCUGAUCAAAAUCCUAUUAAAAGAGAUUUUAGUGCACUUGAUGAAUAUAUGGAGAAAAGAAGAAUAGAGAAAGUCUAUAACAAUACAAAAUCUAUGAGAUUUAAAAACAAUGAGAAAUAUAACUGUGAACUACGAACUUUUGAUGAUUUUGAGAAGCGAAAUCAUGACUAUUUUCAGUCAGGUAUAUUAAAUAAAGGAUAUAAAAUGGACAAUGAACUGUUAACACAACAACAAAAAUAUGAAACUUAUUCUAAACAUAAAAAUAAUGUCAUUAGAAAACAAGAUCUUAAAAAUAAUUUGCCAUGUGAUAUGUUCAUGUUUAGAAAUCAUGAAAUAAUUAAUUUCUUUUUAAUUAUAAUAGGAAUCAUAAAGAGAAGAUUAGAUUAUUUACCUGGUUUAACACCAAAAGAAGAAACUGUUACAAAUGGAAUAAAAACAGUACCAAAUUUAAUAUAUCAUGCUGAUGCAAACAAUAGUGAACUAACAAGAAAAAAUCAUAAUAAAUUUAUUUCUUCAAUAGAAAUUGGCCAGAAGAGUAGUAAUAGUUCAAAAGAAAAAUCCACAAAUAAAAGUUUGCAUAAUUAUAAAUCUAAUAUUCAACAAAAUCAUACAAUUCAAGAUAGUAGCAGAAAUUUUAUUAUACCGGAACUUCCUUAUGGUAAAAUAUUAAUCAUUAAUAUUCUUAGUACUUGGGGAGAUAAACAUUAUGUAGGUCUUAACGGAAUUGAGAUUUUUUCAGAUACAGGUCAACUUGUAUUCAUAAAUAAAAUAUCAGAAAACUCAUCAAAUAUAAAUCAAUUACCAGAACAUAAUAAUCUUCGUGUUAUCAAUAAUCUUAUUAAUGGAGUAAAUAGAACAAGAGAUGAUGCUAAUUUAUGGCUUAUUCCAUUUACAGAAGGAAAUCAUCAUUACAUUCACAUGAUUUUUCAGGAUAUUGUAACAAUUGCUAUGAUUAGAAUAUGGAAUUAUAAUAAAUCUAGAAUACACUCAUAUAGAGGUGUUAAGGAUAUCACAAUUACAUUGGAUGAUACACUUAUUUUUUAUGGAGAAAUUGCUAGAGCAUCUGGAAACUUACAAGACACUUUUAAUUCUUUCGGAGAUACUAUUCUGUUUACCAUUGAUGAAAAUAUUUUAGAAAUGAUAUCAACAAAUGAUGAAAUGUUUACAAUUAUUAAUAACAAUAUGCUUAAUUAUGCAGAAAAGGAGAAAGAUAGACCAGCAACAGUAACGACUAAUUUAAAUAUAACAUUUGGAAGGCGUAAAAAUGAUUGUUCAGUUGGAAAUCAUUCAACUGUAUCUAGUGAUAGUGAAUAUAAUACAUUAUCCCUUGUUUGUAAAGAAAUUCAAUUGAUUAUUCUUUCAAAUUGGGGUGCUGCUGGAAUAGUAGGUCUUAAUGGAAUAGAAUUCAUUGGAAACCAAAAUUUAAUUUUGUCAACAACUCAUGCUAACUUAAAAUGCAACUUACAUAAUAUAAAUCUUUUAAAAUUGAUUGAUGGAUACAAUAUAACAACUGAUAAAGAUCAUAUGUUGUUAAUAGAUUAUAUAAAUGAAAAUGAAGAAAUUAUUAUAACAAUUACAUUCGACAAAGAAGUAUGUAUUACUGGUAUGAGAUUCUGGAAUUAUAAUGCUUCUCUGGAGUUGUCAUAUUGUGGUGUGAAACGUUUAUUUAUUAAAUUGGAUGGAAAAUCAAUAUUUGAAGAAGACUGUGAUAGCUUCUUAUUGAGAAGAGCUCCAGGAAAUUGUCAUUAUAAUUUUGUACAAGAAAUAAGUUUUACUUGUCAUUUGGACAAUGAAUUAAUAUUAUCAAAAGAAUUUAAUGGAACUUUAACUCUGUCCCAAGAAAAAAUUAUUCUAUUUAAUAAAGAUUAUGAAGUACCCUUAAUGCCACAGGGUUUUGUGUAUCAAAUAAUAAUAUUUUCAAGUUGGGGUGAUUCUUAUUAUGUGGGUCUCAAUGGCAUUGAAUUUGUUGGUAUCAAUGGUCAUCAAAUCAAAUUAAACAGAGAUAAUAUAGCAGCUUAUCCAGAAAGUAUAAAUAUACUAGAAGGAAUUGAUAAUGAUAUAAGAACACCAGAUAAAUUAAUAGAUGGUGUGAAUGAUAAUAAUGAUGGUCAACAUUCAUGGCUUGCACCAAUUUUGCCUGGUGAAACAAAUCGUAUUUAUAUUAUAUUUUCUUAUCCUACGACUGUAAAUGCCAUAAAAUUAUGGAAUUAUGGAAAAACUAAAUCAAGAAGAAUAAAAGAAUUUGCAAUAUUGGUGGAUGAUAUAUUAAUUUAUAAUGGAAUGCUGAGUAAAAAUAAUACAUAUGAAACAAUACAAUUUUUUAAUAGUGAUAAUACAGACUACAUUGAGUCGUCUUUAACUAGGUAAAUAUUAUUUCAUUAUCUGUGUUCUUUUAGCUCGGAACAAGAAAGAUAUAUUAUAUGUUUAUGAAGAGCUACUUCUGUUAUAAUUUCUUUACCAGACCCAAAUCUUAGAUUUUAUACAUCUUUAAUAUAAACGAUUAAAAAAACUAAUUUUUAAGAAAUUAAUAUAAUAUAUACUUCUUAAUUGAUUUUACACAUGCCAUUUAAAAUUAUCUUUGUUUUAUACUUUAUAAUAUAUAUAAUGAGGUGAUCUAACAUAGUA
This is a messenger RNA of Vespa velutina, 4267 nucleotides long. RefSeq names its product katanin-interacting protein-like. The record is from RefSeq and is a predicted model, not a curated record. Bases 1256 to 4009 code for a protein of 917 amino acids. NCBI's taxonomy places the organism in Eukaryota, Metazoa, Arthropoda, Insecta, Hymenoptera, Vespidae. The transcript has 15 exons.